UUUACAAGCAUAGAUAUUGCGACAGACCAUUUCUCUGAGGAAAAUAAACUUGGCCAAGGAGGAUUUGGUCCUGUCUACAAGGGUAAGCUGGUUAAUGGGCUAGAGAUUGCAGUUAAAAGACUGAAUAGAAUGUCAGGACAUGGAAUUGAACAAUUCAAGAAUGAAGUCAAAGUGAUCUCAAAGCUGCAGCAUCGGAACCUUGUUAAACUUUUGGGCUAUUGCAUUGAAAAAGAAGAGCGUUUAUUAAUAUACGAGUACUUGCCGAACAACAGUCUAGAUUCGGUACUUUUUGAUGCAGCAAAGCGGGAUGUAUUGGAUUGGAAAAGAAGGUUGAAAAUCAUUGAAGGGGUAGCUCAAGGGCUUUUGUAUCUCCACAAGUAUUCUAGAUUAAAAAUCAUCCAUAGAGAUCUGAAAACGAGCAAUGUUUUAUUGGAUGCGGACCUGAAUCCCAAAAUUUCGGAUUUUGGAACUGCCAGAAUUUUUGGAGAGAAUGAAAUGCGCGGAAGCACAAAGAACAUUGUAGGAACAUAUGGGUAUAUGUCUCCUGAAUAUGCCAUGGAUGGGAUUUUCUCUGAGAAGUCUGAUGUAUUUAGCUUUGGAGUCAUGAUUCUUGAGAUCAUAAGUGGAAAGAAGAACACUUCCUUCUAUGAUUCGGAUCGUCACCUAAACUUAAUAGGACAUGUGUGGGAUUUGUGGACAGAAGGAGGAAUUUUAGAAAUCACAGAUUCUUGUUUGGAUGAAAAGAUUUCAAUAAGUGAAGCACUACAAUAUGUUCAUGUUGGUUUGUUAUGUGUGCAAGAAAAUGCAGCAGAUAGGCCAACAAUGUCAGAUGUGGUAUCUAUGCUCCUCAAGGAAUCAAUGGUUCUUGCCACUCCUAAGCGACCAGCUUUUGCUGAAAUUAUGAAUCUUAACAAUACCAAGUUACCUCAAAAUCCAGAAUCUUCUUCUGUGAACGCGGUCACAAUUUCAGAUGUACAAGGCCGAUCCAAAAGUUAUACUUCAGCUCCUAGUUCUUUAUCUGAAUAUAUGAAUGGGAGUAUUGGGAUAGCAAGAAUGAUCAGUUCAUCAAACAGGAAUUUGGUAACAUUUUCUUGUAUAAUCGCUUACUUUGUUGCCAAAAAAUAUUCUGUCUCUGGGGCUAAAGAUACGCUAGGAGUUAGUGAAUCUUUGAAAUUGCACAAUGGAGAGAUCUUGGAGUCCUCUAAUAAGCGUUAUCGGUUCUUGAGCGACCAUUCUUCUUCAUUCUUGGUAAUUCAGUUCGUGUAUCUGAAUCAUUCAAUCAAUGUCUGGGCUGCCAAAACUUAUCUGGCUGCACCAGCUAGGCCUCGAAUUUCAGCCAUAACCAUGAAUGAAAGCGGAAGGCUAGAGGUUUAUGGCCACGGAAAUUCAGAUGCUGCAGUAUUCACUGUGAAUGCUGAACAGAAAGUUAUGAUCGGUAAGACUAGUGCAACUCUGCUUGAUAACGGGAACUUAGUUCUGAGAUCAAGAUCUGGGCAUACUGUUUGGCAAAGCUUUGAUUAUCCUGCUGAUGAUACAUGGCUAUCAUCUGGAAUGAAACUUGGGAUUUCUCUGUUGAGCCAGAGAAGUACAACCUGCUGCCUGCAGCGUGCUGCUUCUGGCCCUUCACUUGCUCCUUCCCCUGGUUCUCCUUCAUUUCCUGUUGGCCCUUCACUUGCUCCCGCUCCUGGCUCUCCUUCAUUUCCUGUUGGCCCUUCACGGGCUCCUGCCCCUGCUUCUCCUUCAUUACCUGCCGGCCCUCCCAGUGGAAGAAAGAAAUCGAAGAAUUUAAGGGUGAAGUUAUCGGUUGGUGGUGCUGCCGUAGCGACUUUCCUAGCAUCUCUUGUAUUAGUUUUCUGGUGUUGCAAAUUGCGAAAGAGAAAAGGUAACCUUCGAAAAUUCAUGGGACCAGGAAUGCCAGAUCUUGAUGACAAAGGAGAUGAUGAAUCACUGUUCUUCAGUUUUACAAGCAUAGAAAUUGCCACAGAUCAUUUUUCCGAGGAAAACAAACUUGGUCAAGGAGGAUUUGGUCCUGUCUACAAGGGUAAACUGGUCAACGGGCUAGAGGUUGCAGUUAAAAGAUUGAAUAGAAUGUCAGGACAUGGAAUUGAACAAUUCAAGAAUGAAGUCAAAGUGAUCUCAAAGCUGCAACAUCGAAACCUUGUUAGACUUUUGGGCUCCUGCAUUGAGAAAGAAGAGCGUUUAUUGGUAUACGAGUACUUGCCGAAUAACAGUCUGGAUUCAGUACUUUUUGAUGCAGCAAAGCGGAAUAUAUUGGAUUGGAAAAGAAGGUUGAAAAUCAUUGAAGGAGUAGCUCAGGGGCUUUUGUACCUCCACAAGUAUUCUAGAUUAAAGAUCAUCCACAGAGAUCUGAAAACGAGCAAUGUUUUAUUGGACGCGGACCUGAAUCCCAAAAUUUCAGAUUUUGGAACCGCCAGAAUUUUUGGAGAGAAUGAGAUGCGCGGAAGUACAUUGAACAUUGUUGGGACAUAUGGUUAUAUGUCUCCUGAAUACGCCAUGGACGGGGUUUACUCUGAGAAGUCUGAUGUAUUUAGCUUCGGAGUCAUGAUUCUUGAGAUCAUAAGUGGAAAGAAGAACACUUCCUUCUAUGAUUCGGAUCGUCACCUAAACUUAAUAGGACAUGUCUGGGAUCUAUGGACAGAAGGAAGAAGUUCAGAAAUCACAGAUUCUUGUUUGGAUGAAACGAUCUCAACAAGGGAAGCACUAAAAUAUGUUCACGUUGGUUUAUUGUGUGUGCAAGAAAAAGCAGCAGAUAGACCAACAAUGUCAGAUGUGGUAUCCAUGCUCCUCAAGGAAUCAAUGGUCCUUGCCGCUCCUAAGCGACCUGCUUUUGCUGAAAUUAUGACUCUUAACAAUACCAAGUUACCUCAAAAUCCAGAAUCUUGUUCUUUGAACGAGGUCACAAUUUCAGAUGUGCAGGGUAGAUGAUUAUUUCUUGGCCAGGCGUAUAUUUUCUUGCUUUGUUGCACCAAGUUUGGAGUUUGGACAAAUUUUAGUCUUUAAGAUGGGAGUAGGCAGGAGAAAGGGCGGCACACCCGUUACUGGCUGACGGGUCUUGCAAGUUGUAAGUGGUAAUUGCAGGUAGAGGGGUGGGAAGCCGGCCAUAUCCUCAAGUAAGGGGUGGCCACUGCAGAUAAUCAGGUCUCAAUUCUUUUGUGGCUUCGUUUUGGAUUUGAAUUUGUUGACUAAUUAUUCAAGUAAUCAAACAUUAUUUUAUUGAUCAGGAGAUGCCAAAGGAGCAUACGUAGGUGAAGGGGUUGAAUUUAGUUCUGCAAGUUAGGUUGUUAGCUACUUGUUAGAAUUCUUCUAUAUUUUUGGUCUUUUGACUAGUUUAACUAUCUUUGAUUUUCUAGUAUCUUGUUAAAAUUAUUUAGGAAAUAAUUUUGUAUCUUUACAGAAGGGGAGAUGAUGAAUGAAAAAUGAUGAACUAUUUUUUUGCAGCA
Molecule: messenger RNA, 3461 nt
Organism: Coffea arabica (coffee)
Lineage: Eukaryota; Viridiplantae; Streptophyta; Magnoliopsida; Gentianales; Rubiaceae
Product: G-type lectin S-receptor-like serine/threonine-protein kinase At1g11410
Biological process (GO): protein phosphorylation
Cellular component (GO): plasma membrane
Molecular function (GO): protein serine/threonine kinase activity; ATP binding
Source: RefSeq, a predicted model, not a curated record